This is a messenger RNA of Exophiala aquamarina CBS 119918, 1065 nucleotides long. RefSeq lists its product as uncharacterized. Bases 1 to 1065 code for a protein of 354 amino acids. NCBI's taxonomy places the organism in Eukaryota, Fungi, Ascomycota, Eurotiomycetes, Chaetothyriales, Herpotrichiellaceae. The record is from RefSeq and is a predicted model, not a curated record. The transcript has 2 exons.
AUGGUACACUACAUUCGCUUCUUGCGCACACCGCAGACUACUGCUAGCAAGAAGACGAUUGAUAUCUCAGCAGUAGUCGCAGUGACAACAGACUUGGGCGACUCGCUCUACCCUGCAGACGUUAAUCUUGUGGCGGAAGUAGCAGAAGCCAAUCAUCCAUAUGAGAUCUUGUGUACCAAUUCAUUGGAGUGGAAAGCUACAUCUCGCGCGCUGAAAUUUAACAUUCAAUGCCCCGGCAAGUAUAUUUCCAGGCCUAUUCUUGUGCAUGUGACCACCCAAGAAACGAGCGAUGCUUUGAAAGCGUCGAGUGUUCCUAAGAUUCUCGAUGUUUGGAGUGUUGAAUUUCCAUUGUCUGACAAACAGCGGGCUGAGCCAGUGGUCGAGCGGCAGCUCUGGCUGAGCAACAGGUCUCGUAUCAGGAUCAGGGAGGAAACAGGCGAUAGCAUUGCCCGCCACAUCUGGGACGCAAGUCUAGGGUUUCUCGUUUACUUCGACAAAACAACCCGGUCAUCUCCUCCCGUUGGGACAGCGUCGAUGUCCAUAUUGAUGAAAGCCAACCAGGUAAGGCGGCUAAAGGUGCUUGAGCUUGGAGCUGGUUGUGGCAUUGUGGGCGUUGCAUUCGCACAGCUUGUCAAAUGCGACAUGCUUCUUACCGACCUGGAAGACGCUCAGGAGAUUUUGGGAAGGAAUGUUCGGUUAGCAACGCCAACAGCAGGAUCUUCUGUUCAAGCACAGAAUUUGGACUGGGAGACAGGCCUUGAUGAUAGCUCCAAUUCGAAAUUCGAUCUCAUUUUGGUUUCGGACUGCAUCUACAAUCCUGAGAGCAGUCUCCACCUGGUAAAGACUUUGCGACAGCUGGCUCUGCGUGCACCCAAUGUGGUGGUUUUGGUCGGCUUCAAACGACGACACGAUGCAGAUUCAAUAUUCUUCGAGCGGAUGCAAUCUACCAAGUUUGAGAUAGUGGAAAGUAUUAACAUCCCACUCCCUCACACAAAUACCGACCAGGACCCGGAGCCACCGACCACCGAGUUCUAUACAUAUAGAUUGUCUGAGGGAGCAUUGUGA